Messenger RNA from Schizosaccharomyces cryophilus OY26, 1146 nucleotides. Its product is annotated as ribosomal protein lysine methyltransferase Set11. The record is from RefSeq and is a predicted model, not a curated record. Bases 1 to 1146 code for a protein of 381 amino acids. NCBI's taxonomy places the organism in Eukaryota, Fungi, Ascomycota, Schizosaccharomycetes, Schizosaccharomycetales, Schizosaccharomycetaceae. Gene Ontology annotation, biological process: peptidyl-lysine trimethylation; peptidyl-lysine monomethylation. The transcript has a single exon. Gene Ontology annotation, molecular function: protein binding; protein-lysine N-methyltransferase activity.
AUGGAUUGGAAUUUAAAUAUUCAAAAAGAAGUAUCAUGGGCUAAGGAGCAAGGUGCUCGCGUUCAUCCCCUCUUAAAAUUUUCCGUCAUCCCCAAUGCCGGAAGUUGCAUUACAAAUGCAAGUCGGAUUGAAGCAGGUGAAACUUUGCUUUCUUUACCUAAUAAUGUUUUAAUUAACAAAACCACCUGUUCUUGGUGUCCAUUUGCAAAACAUCUAACUUCCUUUCAGCUUCUAUCCUGGAUUUUAUGUAAAGGAAAGAGUACUGGCAUGGAAAAAUGGCCAUAUUACAUCGAAGCACUACCACAAGAUUUUUCAUGGCAUCCAGUAAUGUUCUCUAUAAAUGAUCCUGUAUGGUCUGAUGUGCCGAAAGAUGUACAGAAAUUGGUUCUUGAAAGGAAACAAUCCUUAUUGCAAGAUUAUCAGAGCAUAUCAAAGUUUGAAAAGCUAGACUGGGCAGUAUUUCAGUGGGCUUGGCUUUGCGUAAAUACUAGAUGUUUAUAUUAUCAAAUUGCAUCGAGUUCUUCUGAUGAACAAUUAACUUUAGCACCUGUAUUUGAAUAUUUCAAUCAUUCUUUUGAUGCACAAACGGACCUACAGAGAAGCCGUACUGGUAUAUCUAUUAUAGCCAAGCGUGCCAUAGAGAAAGAUGAGCAACUAUACUUGUGUUAUGGAGCUCACGGAAACGAUCAGUUAUUUUCUGAGUACGGAUUUUGCUUGGGUGAGAAUCCCCUCAAUCAUUUUGCUCUGGAUGACGAGUUUACUUUCACGGAAAAGCAGGAAGAGUUUCUUAAGUGUCAUGGGUAUUGGAAAGACUAUACGUUUUCCAUGGACGGUCCCUCGUUUCGUACAUUGAUUGCUUUGCGGGUCUUGUUAGUAUCCAAGUCUACUGAUUUGUUUGACUCUAACUAUGAUGCUACUAGAAAGCUGUUGCAAUACAUGAAUGGUUUGUCAGACGGCAGCCGAGAAUCCCCUAUGGUCCAAGCACUGUGGGAUAGACAUUUAACAGUUCUCCUGCAAAUAGUUAGAAAACAGGUUGCUAAAAUGGACGAACUUAGAAACAAGGAUUACACGCAGAGGUGUAUUCUACAGCUUUGGAAAGAUCGUCAGAUGUGCAUAGAGUAUUUAUUAAAUCGUCCUAUAGAAUAG